Messenger RNA from Piliocolobus tephrosceles (Ugandan red Colobus), 1460 nucleotides. It is a transcript of the gene CEACAM8, whose product is annotated as CEA cell adhesion molecule 8. Gene Ontology annotation, molecular function: protein tyrosine kinase binding. Lineage: Eukaryota; Metazoa; Chordata; Mammalia; Primates; Cercopithecidae. The record is from RefSeq and is a predicted model, not a curated record. Bases 179 to 1228 code for a protein of 349 amino acids. Gene Ontology annotation, biological process: signal transduction; regulation of immune system process. The transcript is spliced from 7 exons. Gene Ontology annotation, cellular component: cell surface; plasma membrane.
GAGGGGACAGAGAAGUGUCCUGGGCACAGACCCCGCCCAUGAGCCUGAGAAGUGCUCCUGCCCCCAGAAGAGGCUCAGCACAGGAGGAGGAAGGACAGCACAGCUGACAGCGGUGCUCAGAAAGUUUCUGGAUCCCAGGCUCAUCUCCACAGAGGAGAACACACAGGCAGUAGAGACCAUGGGGCCCAUUUCAGCCCCUCCCUGCAGAUGGUGCAUCCCCUGGGCGGGGCUGCUGCUCACAGCCUCACUUUUCACCUUCUGGAACCCGCCCACCACUGCCCAGCUCACUAUUGAAGCUGUGCCAUCCAAUGCUGCAGAGGGGAAGGAGGUUCUUCUACUUGUCCACAAUCUGCCCCAGGACCCUCUUGGCUACAACUGGUACAAAGGGGAAAUGGUGGAUGCCAAUCGUCGAAUUAUAGGAUAUGUAAUAGCAACUCAAGUAAAUAUCUCAGGGCCUGCAGACAGCGGUCGAGAGACAAUAUACCCCAAUGCAAUCCUGCUGAUGCAGAACGUCACCAGAAAUGACACAGGAUCCUACACCCUACAAGUCAUAACGCUAAAUCUUGUGAAUGAAGAAGUAACUGGCCAAUUCAGCGUACAUCGUGAUACCCCCGGAGACUCCAUCUCCAGCAACAACUCCAAUCCCGUGGAAGACAGGGAUGCUGUGGCCUUAACCUGUGAACCUGAGACUCAGAACACAACCUACCUGUGGUGGGUAAAUGGUCAGAGCCUCCCAGUCAGUCCCAGGCUGCAGCUCUCCAAUGGCAACAGGACCCUCACUCUACUCAAUGUCACAAGGAAUGACGUAGGACCCUAUGAGUGUGAAAUACAGAACCCAGUGAGUGUGAACUUCAGUGAUCCAGUCACCCUGAAUGUGCUCUAUGGCCCAGAUGCCCCCAACAUUUCCCCUUCAGACACCUAUUACCUUCCAGGGGUAAAUCUCAACCUCUCCUGCCAUGCGGCCUCUAAUCCACCAGCACAGUAUUCUUGGUCUAUCAAUGGCACAUUCCAGCAACACACACAAAAGCUCUUUAUCCCCAACAUCACUGCAAAGAACAGCGGAUCCUAUGCCUGCCACACCACUAACUCAGCCACUUGCCGCAACAGGACCACAGUCAGGAUGAUCACAGUCUCUGAUGCUUCAAUGCAAGGAAGUUCUCCUGGCCUCUCAGCUAGGGCCACUGUCAGCAUCAUGACUGGAAUACUUGCCAGGGUGGCUCUGACAUAGUAGCCCUGGUGUAGUUUCUGCAUUUCAGGAAGACUGGCAGACUGUUGUUUUUAUUCUUCCUCAAAGCAUUUGCAAUCAGCUACCAUUCAAAAUUGCUUCUUCUUCAAGAUUUAUGGAAAAGACUCUGACAAGCACUCUCGAACACAAGUUUCUGAUAACUUGAAGAUCAUACCACUGAACUGUCCAAGAACUUGCAAACAGGCUGAUACCUUCCUGAAAUUGCUCACCAAAA